AUGUCUAAUUCAGUGAAAGAAAGGACGUUUAUGUCGUACGAUGUAAAACAGAGCGAGGAAUCUACAAGUAGUGCUAAAGAAGCAAUUAACGACCUAUCUGAGCCUUUGCAGACAGAAUAUAAUUAUUACAUGCAGUACAAGACUAUUUUCAAUGUACUCGAGGAGUUCGCAAGGCAAGAAGACUGUGGGGAUAGUGAAAAUGACAAACUGAAAUCAAAAGUAUAUGAAAUUAUUGUCCAAGAAAGUCUGGCUCAAACGACUAGAUUGGGCGAUCUCGAGGACGACAUACUUGGCGUUAAAGAUGUAAAUUCGUUAAGCUUAACGUAUUUAGAGUCUCGCAGACUUGAAGAAAUAGUUAAGAAAAAAUUAAUCGAAAAGCAGUGCCAGUUAACAAAUAAAAACGGAAUGUUAGAUAAAAACAAAUCAAAACUGUUGACUUCCGAUCCCUCAUUAAACGAACUAAUUGAAAAUAAAAAUCAAUUGAUUGCUCUGAAGCAAGAAUAUGUGAAAAAUCUGCUUACUUUAGCAGAACUGAUGACUGAACUCAAGGAAAUGAGGCUAAACGAAUUGCCGCAAGCCCUAGAGAUGAAAAUAGAAGAAUGGACCCUAUCCGGAAAGAUUUGCAAUUUGAAGGCGAGAUUACUGACUAGCAAGAAUCGUGUAGAUGCCUUUACAGAAACAAGUACCUCACUUGAGGCAUACAAGCAGCUUGUGAAGGACAUUAAACGAGAGCAACGAGUAUGCGAGGAAGAAAUUGAAAAUCUGAAGCAGUUGAAGAGACAAUACGAACAAGUAUCUUGUAAACAAUAUGAUGAGAUUUUAAAAUCUUAUUUGGAAUAUAAGGCAGCACUUGAAAGGAAGAAGCUUCUCUAUUCACGAUUUAAAGACAAAGUAUGA
Molecule: messenger RNA, 897 nt
Organism: Acanthoscelides obtectus
Lineage: Eukaryota; Metazoa; Arthropoda; Insecta; Coleoptera; Chrysomelidae
Source: the annotation of a GenBank genome assembly